Molecule: messenger RNA, 7802 nt
Organism: Etheostoma cragini (Arkansas darter)
Lineage: Eukaryota; Metazoa; Chordata; Actinopteri; Perciformes; Percidae
Product: diacylglycerol kinase eta
Exons: 32
Coding region: 598-3876 (1092 amino acids)
Biological process (GO): lipid phosphorylation; diacylglycerol metabolic process; intracellular signal transduction
Molecular function (GO): ATP-dependent diacylglycerol kinase activity
Source: RefSeq, a predicted model, not a curated record
UGUUCUCUGUUCCGAGGUAUCCCCUAUUCCUGUCUUUCAUUGCCUUAAAUUGCUCCUGUGGUACCCAGGGUUGCUGGACCUUGGAGACAGAUGGACUGCAUUAGGGGUGACUAUAAGGAAGGUGAUCCGCUCCGACGCUAUGCGUAUGACCGCGUCUCUCUGCAAGGCGAGCACUACCGGAGAGACCCGCACUGCUGCUGCUGACCGCGAGCACCUAAACGCCGGCUGACGAGCGACCCAGGCCGGGCAACAGGAGCGGGAAACGCCGCCGCAGAUUAACCUCCGGCGGAGGAGAAGGUGGACGAAAUUAACGUACGAAGAGUUGGCCCUGGAUAGAGAGAUUGGCAAGAGGACGAGUGUCCCAGAGCCUGCUGUCCCAUUCAUCAUCCUCUCCUGUCUUCCUCCUCCUAGCCAAGCUUUAACCUCGCCAAACUCCACUCUUUCAUCUCUUCUUCCUGUCUUUUAUUCCUCCUCCUCUGCAACUGGCAAACAUUUCAUUUACACUUGUGCCUUCUGUCUUUCUCGCUGUCCUUUUCUUUCCCCAUCUUCCAUCGAUUCAUCCCUCUCUCUUCCUUUGCUGUCGACUGGGAGCUCGUCAUGGCCUCUAAACUGAACCCCAAUGUCCUGUAUGUGGCGGAGCAUGGCGAGUCUCUGGGCUCACCCCAAGCGGACUCUGAAAACACUCACAUUACUGGAGAAGCUGGAGAAGAGUCAUCAGACAGCGACGGGGAACAAGAAGAGACGUCGCACAAGUUGAUCCGCAAAGUGUCGACCUCGGGACAGAUAAGGGCCAAGAAAAGUGUGAAGGAGGGAAUCCUGUUAAAGCAGACCAGUUCUUUCCAGAGAUGGAAGAGGAGGUAUUUCAAACUCAGAGGCAGGACCCUCUACUAUGCGAAAGACUGCAAGUCUUUGAUCUUUGAUGAAGUAGACCUAUCAGACGCCAGCGUGGCCGAGACCAGCACCAAGAAUAUCAACAACAGCUUCACUCUGAUCACUCCAUUUCGCAAACUAAUGUUAUGUGCUGAGAGCAGGAAGGAAAUGGAGGACUGGAUCGGCGCUCUUAAAUCCGUCCAAAAAUGGGAAACCUAUGAGGCCAGCCAGUUCAACAUGGAGCAUUUCUCUGGGAUGCACAACUGGUACGCCUGCUCGCACGCCAGGCCGACCUUCUGCAACGUCUGCAGGGAGGCUCUGCCAGGCGUCACCUCCCACGGCCUGUCCUGUGAAGUUUGUAAGUUCAAGGCUCAUAAACGCUGUGCAGUUCGCUCCACCAACAACUGCAAAUGGACAACACUGGCGUCCAUAGGAAAUGACAUCAUUGAGGAUGAGGAAGGGGUGUUUAUGUCCCACCAGUGGCUGGAAGGCAACCUGCCGGUCAGUGCCAAAUGUGUGGUGUGUGAUAAAAACUGUGGCAGCGUGCGGCGGCUGCAGGACUGGCGCUGCCUCUGGUGCAAAGCCAUUGUUCACAACAGCUGUAAAGAACAAAUGGGUAAGGUGUGUCCCUUGGGUCAAUAUCGAGUGUCAAUCAUCCCGCCCACUGCACUUAACAGCAUCGACUCAGAUGGCUUCUGGAAGGCCACCUCAGCGUCGUGCUCCAGUCCUCUCCUGGUCCUGGUCAACUCCAAGAGCGGAGACAACCAGGGAGUGAAGUUCCUCCGCAAAUUCAAGCAGCUCCUCAACCCAGCUCAGGUCUUUGACCUGAUGAAUGGAGGACCAGAGCUUGGCCUGCGCCUUUUCCAGAAGUUUGUGACGUUUCGUAUCCUGGUGUGCGGAGGCGAUGGCAGCGUGGGCUGGGUGCUCUCAGAGCUCGAUAAACUCAACCUCCAUAAACAGUGCCAGCUGGGCGUGUUGCCUCUGGGCACAGGAAACGACCUAGCUCGGGUUCUGGGCUGGGGAGGCCUCUGUGACGACGAUGCUCAGCUGCUGCAGGUCCUGGAGAAGCUGGAGAGAGCCACCACCAAAAUGCUGGACCGGUGGAGUGUGAUGACGUUCGAGGUGCCCGCCACUACUAAACGCACACCGACAGUGAAAGAAGACGACAGUCUUGAUUCUCCUCAGCAGGUCCACAUCACUCAGUAUGCAGACUCUGUGGCCUCCCACCUUGCCAAAAUCCUGGACUCUGACAAACACAGUGACGUAAUUUCCUCUGCCAAGUUUCUGUGUGGGACGGUGAAUGAUUUUGUGGCGGAGGUGGGGAAGGCGUACGAGAGAGCCACAGAGAACAAGGAGGAGGCAGAUGCAAUGGCAAAGAAGUGUGCAUUGCUGAAUGAGAAGCUUGAUUCCCUCGUCAAGGCCUUAAGUGAGGAAGCCGAGGCUCAGGUGGUGCCAGCUGGUUCGGUGCCCAACCAGGAGAGUGGCAGCUCAAGCCCGGUCGAAAGUGGCUGUGAGUCGGGUUCAGAGGGUAAAACAUACCGGUCCAAGGAGCAGCUGAUGCUCAGGGCCAACAGCCUAAAGAAAGCCCUGAGGCAGAUCAUUGAACAGGCCGAGAAAGUGGUGGAUGAGCAGAACCAACACACGCAGGUCCAGAGGAUGUCAUCCUUGUCCUCCAUCAAAAGAGAAAACAGCGAGGAGCUGAAGGAUGCUGAGCCACGUCAAGGAAGCUUAAGUCCCACCUCCCCCAUUGUCCUUGAGAAACCAGAGAGCCUCCACACUGUCACCUUCAGCGAGGACACUGUACAAUGCUCAGAGAAGUGCGUGAUGAACAACUACUUUGGCAUCGGCCUGGAUGCUAAGAUUUCCCUCGAGUUCAACAACAAGAGAGAUGAGCACCCUAAAAAAUGCAGCAGUCGCACCAAGAACAUGAUGUGGUACGGAGUGCUGGGGACGAAAGAGCUGGUCCAGAAGACGUACAAGAACCUUGAGCAGAGGGUUCAGCUGGAGUGUGACGGUGUUCCCAUGUCGCUGCCAAGUCUGCAGGGCUUGGCUGUGCUCAACAUCCCCAGCUAUGCAGGUGGUAUCAACUUCUGGGGAGGCACCAAAGAGGAUAAUAACUUUGGCGCUCCGUCAUUUGAUGAUAAGAAGUUGGAGGUGGUGGCGGUGUUUGGCAGCAUGCAGAUGGCCAUGUCCAGAGUCAUUAACCUCCAGCACCACCGCAUUGCACAGUGCCGCCAGGUGAAGAUCACCAUUCUCGGGGAGGAGGGGGUCCCUGUACAGGUGGACGGAGAGGCUUGGAUCCAGCCUCCGGGCAUCGUCAAGAUAGUCCACAAGAACCGAGCGCAGAUGCUCACCAGAGACAGGGCGUUUGAGAGCACGCUGAAGUCAUGGGAGGACAAGAGGAAGUUCGACAGCUACCGCGACAGCCGACCCCGCCUUAACUCCCAGCAGUCCAUGGAGUACUUGACGGAGGAAGAGUGCGCUCAGGUUCAGCAGCUGGGCGUUGUGGCCGACACGCUUAUCAACAAGAUCCGUGAGGCAGCCAAGACUCACAUGCUGGUGGAGCAAGAGUUGGCUCAUGCUGUCAACGCCACCGCCCUGGUGCUCACAGAGGCCAAGCUGUCCAGCCCUGAGUGUCUCAGUCGCAGCACGGCGGUGGAAAUCGUCAACAGCAGUAAAGUUCUCCAGGUUGAGACUAGGAUGUUGCUCGAUGGAAAACUACUGUCUGAUUCUCCGGAGGAAGAGGAGCUCCGGUCAACCCUUAACAGCCUCAGUGCAGAGCUCCACAAGCUGGACGACAUCCACUGGAUCUGUCCGCUCAUGCAGUGCUCCGAGGAGGACCCCAUAAGGGGCAGCAAUAAGAGCAGCAGCAGUAUGAAACUGAAGAUCAUACCCAAGGUGAAGAAGGAGAGAGAGAAGCUCCACAAACAGAAGUCCAACAGCUCUCUCUCAGGAAAUUGGGAAAUCAGAGGUGGGACCGGUGAGGCAGAUUCCUCGGGCAAUUGAAGUCCUGCAUGAGGUGCUUAAUACCGACCCCCUCGUUACCCUGACAACCAGGGGUGAGGAGCACCCCCACUGUUCUCCUCCCCUGUAACCGUGAUCCCCAGUGGCCUGACAGAGGUGUGAGGAAGAAAAGGAAAACCAUCUUUCCAACUUUGCUAUUUCCUCCCUGCUUCUGUGUCCUCCAUUGUGCAGGGGGGAUGUUUGUUCUAUUUCUUGUUUUCAUUUGUUGAAGGGGCCUGGCUUUGCAUUGCAUUGCUUCACCAUUGGCGUUCUGCUUUUGGUUCUGUUUACCCGCUUGAGUUUGGAAGUCGCCGUGGCCAGCAGGGAAACCAGCAGUGGACAAGGGAGGCAUGGAACGAAAACGUUCUUGCAGAUUAUUUUUUGACAAAGAACUGUGUUUACGUAGUGCACUCCUUGCAUGUCGAGUGCAGCGACAUAUCUAUCAUGAGUUGUACACUCUUUUAGUUGUUUUUUCUCUAACUUCAGUCGUUUUAUUUCUGCACUUAUGAACAGCCUUUAGACUUUGAUUUUUGUCUCCAGACUUUUUGAGGAGUAUUUAUUUCUUGUUGCUACUGCCAUGAGAACUCACGGCAACAAACUGAACAAAUUCGAAACAUCUCAAGUUUAUCGUCUACUGAACUGGGGAAUAUCUUAAAUGUUGCAAAAAUGUACUGAGGAAUGUACUUGUGUGGACUUGUAUUAACCUGUGAAUAAUGUUAAAUGAUAAAUCAUAUAAGGUUUCACAAAGGUUCUACUGUGGUGGUUCUAAAGUGGUUCUUAAUGGGCUGUUGUCUAACUUGUGUGAUCCGAGGCUAUGCUUUAUGAUGAGUCAUUUCAUCUGGAAUUCAGCUAUGAAAAGAAAGUACGGACAUCACUAUUAUUAUUAAGGUCUACAAUUUGACUCAUGCGGGAGUCAAAAAUAGUUAUCCCACUGGUUUUAAGAACCAAUAGGAGGCACAGCAUCAGAUGAAAUGAAGGUUUUUACAGAAGGCGGAAGCAUCAAGGACACAUUAACAAAACGUUACAGCCACUCGGUAUAUUACUCCUACUUUGCCAUACUACUGAUUGUAUAUGUAAUAUAAGAAUAAGGGUCAUUGGAUAUUUGGUUUUUGCUUCAUCUGUGAAAAGCUUGAAAGCUGUUACGUUAUUAUUAUUGCAAAUAUAUUAUCUAUUUUUUUGUAUAUCUUAUUUUCCCAAUGGUAACCUGUGAAGCUGUCCUGGCUUUGCUGCUUCCCCAUUUGACAAACUCUUUGGCCAAAGUGCAUAUAAUCAAAGUCAAUUAAUGCUGUUCUUUGUGUCCCUGCAUGCAUACAUAGCCUUCCUUCGCCUCACAGUGGUAGGCAGCAGUUGCCUCAAAAGAGGGAGUUAUAGCUUGUUUGUUCCGACCAGCAGCUUUUGUGGAUUUGUUUUAACCUGCUUGACGCACCAUUUAGUCUAGGUUGUACUGCGAACGGACACUUAUUUAGCCAGAACGCUUAAAUGUCGGCCAAUACUUUACUGUGUUGUCCAGACUUCAACACAGUGUAUUGGUUUACACCCACGGUUCUCCAAGCAGGCGUGACAACUAGAUUUCAUAUGUAAAAUGAGCUUGGAUUCAUGUGCUGCUGUUCAGAAAUGGCUAAAAUAUUGAUGUCAACGAGUUUUAGAGGCAACUUCUAUCAAGCUUUACAUUAAUGUUUUUGAAAGGAAUGGAUUAGACAUUUUAGAGGAAAUUUGCUUAUAUGCGGUUACUGCAAAAUAGACAGGAAAAUGUAUGACUUCUUCAUCUCUAUGCAAUCAGUAAAAAGAUGGAAAGAGAAAGCUCCCAGAUGUGCUUAGCUUUAAAAGGACAAUUGGACAUUCUCCGUCAAAAGUAAUGUGCUAUUUACACAUAUCUUAUUAGCUAGAAAAUUAGUUUCCACGAUAUCUUAGUCAACUGGGGGUUUUCUUACGUUGCGAGUGUUCAAAGCUUGCAACUCCCAGAAAAUCCUGUCCUAACAAAGCUAAGCUUAGCUGUAGGUCGUCAAGAAAGCUCCAAUGUGUAAUCCAAUUAGUUAUUAAACAGCAUUUUUUACAAAAGUUGUUACAUUUACACAUAUAGUAAAUAAUAGGAAUGAAGACACAACUCUGAUAGCACUAAGCUAGCUGUUUCCUCUGCUUCCAGUGUUUAGUCAUAAGCUAGGAUAAAGUGACGAAGCUUACUCCAUACUGAAUUGAACAGAGGUAAAUUGUGACAUAUUUCUUCUGUAUUAAUCUAAAUUCCUUUAAAUGUCUAGUAUAAGUUUUAAUUGCCAGGAUGUAAUAAAGAAACACUAGCCAAGAUUAAACAUGAGUCAAAUACAACCAAAUGUCCCAUAGGUGGAGGAAACUGCAUCAUGUAAAGGUACUAUGAAGAACCAUAUUAAAGUAUUUAUUUUCAUGAUACACAACUUGUCUAAAGUUGAUUUGUUGCGAUGCAACUCCACCACUUUCAAACUACAAAAAGGAACAUAACAAUGUAAAGUCACUUUGACUCGAGGCUAAUUAAGUGUUUUUCAAGCUUUUACUUGGAUAUUAUGUCCCCAAAUAAGGCUGUAAACUGGUAAUGGAUCAUUUCUGUUCUUUUUUUCACCAAUAAUGUAAAGGGUUAGUAUUGGAUUUCCUCAGUUAUUUAAAAAACAAUUUAUGGAAAUAACCCAAACUAACUGUUGAUAGGACCGAGUUACUGUGAGGCGUUGUAGAUGUUCAGCUCUGGUAGGAUUGUGCUACUGUAUCCAUAGUGUGCCAGCUAUAUGCUCUACACCUUAGAGGCUUAAGUGGUGUCGUGCCAAGUUUGUACUGAGUUCACUGGGCUAUGCGACAUACAAGGUGUGUGUGAGAGUGUGUGAGAAAGUUGUAUGUCGUACAUUUCAAAGUUUACUGUAUCUUGCCUUGCACUUUACGAAGAAGCAAACUUAAUGGAGGAAAAAAAGACAUUUGUGUGCAUGUGUGCGCGUGUAUGUUGAAUAUUUCAAGUGUUUACGAGUGUUUUGUUUUUUUAAAUUGAUUUGUUGACAAAUCUUUUAUUUAUGAUAAAUGUAUACGGACAAAAGUGUGUUGAUAAAAUGUAUAUAUCUAACUAAACGUAAAAGAAUGAUAAAUGUAAAGAGAUGUAUACACACGUUUAUUACAUCAGUGGUUGUACAAUUACUCCCACAGCAGCUUGAGAUCUCCCAAUCAACGCCAAUAUUAUUCCAUGUGAUUCUGUGUCAUUCCACUGCCAUAGCAAUGUCAUCGAAAUGUCUUUCCAAUGUUACACCAAUCGGUAUUGGAAUAGUAUUCUCCAAAUGUAACCAAGGUGAGGUUAUUCUAACUUUAAGCCAAAGUUAUUUAAAUUCUCUAGUGUUAUUACAGGCUAGUAAUGAAUCAACGCAAAGAAGAGAUGUCAUGUUUAACCGACAUUUGGGUGACCUUUUUGUGUAUCUAUUGAGAAUGUCUACUUUAGGCUUUAUUUGCAUUUCAUGUGCUAAAAACAAAUUCAACAAUGUGUCCAGUGACAGAACAUGCAUUUGUGGAAGCUAUUAGUGGGAUAAAAAUAACUCCAAUGGUCUUUUAACCUAGGAUUUUUUUUUUAAAGCAUUAUUUUUGGUCAUUUUGUAUGAGUGUCUUCUUUUUCUCACAGCAAAAAUGUCAUUUUUGACUGAAACUCUUUCAAAGAGUUAACAUGGAGCGGAGAAAAUUAUCAAUCAUUAAAGAUUACAGACACCCCACCAUGUUUGUGCAACAGUAUUCCAUGGACAACAUUUGUGAACGCACCACCGGAUCCGAACAGCCAAAAUAUUUACGACUGUGUGCGCAGUGCUGGAAGCCAGACUAGAUGUUGCACGACCUUGUACGUUGCGAGGUGUUUUAUUGUGUUAUCCUGUGCAGUGUGUAACAAAGACAAAGUCAGCGCAACCCUUUGGAAAUUAAAUGAAUUAUUGAAGUGUGAA